UCUAAUUCAGUAGAAAAUUCGAUUAAUCCAAUAAUCAUUUGUGGCAAUUUUUAGAUUAUAUUUAACGAAAAACGAGCUAUAAGUAAAAUUGUUAUUUGUAAUAUUUGUAACACUGUAUUCCACAUUUGAAAGACAUUUUUAGCUUAUAUUUAGGGUAAAAAUCUCUACCUUUGAGAAAAAAGUGCUAUUGCGACAAAUUAUACAUUAAUUUAUAUCUAAAAGGUUUGUUAUAUUUAAAAUUUAUUUUCUUUUCGUGAGGUUAAUUUACUUCAUAUAAUAUUAUUUUCUGGUGAGUAUAGAACCUUUAUCAAUCAACUACAUAAUCGUUUAUAGAUGCUAUCUUCUCAAUUAUUGAACAAGGUCAAGAAUUCCGUGAGGGCAAGAGUAUGCAGCCAAAAUAUUGGAAUCCUAGCACCUUGCUUACAGAAAGCAACCCAAUUCAACAGCUUUUUAUUGAUAAAAUUAGAGAAUAUAGACAAAAAAGUAACAGGUAAGUUCGUCUUGUAAAAUUCAAAGUAUGGAUUUACAAUAUCACCUGAUAUUUUUCGGAAAAUUUAUUUUAUACAAAAUUCUUUUGAAAUUUAUAAAUAUAUAAAUGUUUUUGAGAACAAUAUAUCUUUGAGCUUCUCGACAUGUGUAAAUGGGAAAAGAAUUAACAGUUUUCAAUUGUUCAAUUCUUCACAGUUCAAAAACGUCAAGUUAAUACCCAAAAAAUAUCAUUUUCACCUUUUUAGUAACCUACAAACAAAAAUGGCAAUUCUUUUCUUCUGCAUAGCUUUUCACUAGGAUUCAUAAGAGGUUUAUUGUCACAGUAAAUAUAAGUACUUACCAGGUACAUGUAGAGUUGGCAGGGAAAGUUUUUUUAACCUGCCAAUGGGGUUUCUACAAAUUUAUUCAAAAUGAAUACCACAUAUUCUGUGAUGAUAAUACUGUAUCUGCACGCAUUAACUUGGGGUUAUUUAUUCUUUGCAACCAAAUUCUGCAAACGUCUUCAUUUGUAGGAAUGGAAUGUCUAUAAAAUCAUUCAACAUAUUUAACCAUUCAACAAAAUGAUUUCCUAAAUACAAAUUAAUGAAGUUAGGAAAAAGAGUUAUUCUCGUAUAGAUAUGAACUUGAUUUCAAUUUGAAUAUUUUUAUGUUGAUAAAUAUGUAGUAAAUAUUACUCUCACCUUAUCGCUUGCUUAUUCGUGCAUUCUAAUACACAGCAGGCCUACUUGUUUACUCAUAUUGACUAAGUAAACACAACAGCACAAUUCGCAACAAAAAAUAACUUUCAAAUGCACAAAAAUGCAAAUAGCUAAUAAACAAACAAUAUCAAACACCUUUGCAAGAUGUACGUUGUUCAUUCAAUAAUCUUGGUUGUUUCUCAAUGCAUGAUUGCAGCUUAAUUUCAGAAUCCAGAUUGACAAACAUUCAGAAAUAAAACACCAAAAAGUAAGCUUUUAGAUGUAAACCGGCAACAUACACGUAUGGCGUUAAAAAUCAGUGGAACUCCUAUUCCAGUGCACAGGCACUGCUUAGAACUUAGAUAGUUUCAUACACAGACCACACCAAACGGGAAAGUAGAUCCAAAAAGAAGGCAGUUUUUUUCAUCAUUGUUCAGUACAUUACAAAUCGUAUUUAUCUGUCUUUAUCACACUUACUACAAAACGUUUGUAGAGGCGCUUUUGUAUUUACAGAAAUCUUUUGAAAGUUACAUUAUUUGCACACGCCGUUCUGUUUUGUUCAUCACGCUACAUGCACUUGGAUUCUAUUUGUGGGUUUGUGUGGUUUCAAUAAUCAUCAUUCACCGGAAAAUGAGAUUUUGUAUUGUGUGCGGUAAUUCUGAAGACGACGUAAAGCAUUUAUUUUGCUUUCCCCGUAGCGCAGACAGCUCGCAAAUAUGGCAGGAAGCUAUGGGAAUGAAAUAUAGACCACUAUGUGGCCAUGUUAGAAUCUGCAAUGAGCAUUUCACAAAAGAUAGAUUUGUGCCGUGUACCUCAGUUUUACGUUUGAAAGCUGAUGCAGUGCCCACAAUUCUGGAAGUCCAGAAGGACCAUGUUAUGAAGGGACUGGACCAGAUAGCAAAUAAAAAAGUAAACAUUAUAUCCCAAUAUAUAAUAAAGCCAGAACCACAGACUCUUUUGGAUACCAAAUCAUUAAGUAAUGCAAACAGUGAAGUUACUGAACAUGAUAAAACAAAUUCCUCGCAGUCACCAUCCCAACGGGCUGCCACACCAAUUUCAAGUACAGUUAGAUGUAGAAGGACUCUUUUUAAGGACGUUGAAGGCUUGUGUUCAACACAGAUAACACCAAGAAAGCAAAAGUUGAUGGUUAUUGUGAAGAGGAAGCAGGGUCUAUCUAUGAUCUAAUGUUACUAGUUCUCAUUCAGUCUGUGUUUGUUAUGAAAAGAUGUGGCAUAGCAUUAUUAUUAUUGUGAAUCUUUGUUGUACUUAUGCAAAUACAAUUUGACAAAGCUCAA
Molecule: messenger RNA, 2461 nt
Organism: Diorhabda carinulata
Lineage: Eukaryota; Metazoa; Arthropoda; Insecta; Coleoptera; Chrysomelidae
Exons: 4
Coding region: 1797-2351 (184 amino acids)
Biological process (GO): proton motive force-driven ATP synthesis
Molecular function (GO): proton transmembrane transporter activity
Source: RefSeq, a predicted model, not a curated record